AAGUUCUCUUAUAAUGCUUUUAAGAAGUUUGGUGGUGAGGAACAAAUUCUAACUUAAGAAAAUGCACAUAUCAAUAUCAUUUUUAGUUCAAAAGUGGUCUACUGUAUUCAAAAUCGAAUGUGUAUGCUAAUCGUGAAAUCCGGAGAGGAUUUAAUGCUCAUUUUCCGGUGAACAUGAAAUCUGAUUGUUGCUUUUGGAGUGACAUUUUGAUCACUUUCUUGGCCUUCGUAUUAAUACUGAUUCAGUCGACAUUCAAGAAACAAUAAACAACGAGCCUCAUAUUUUACUUUCCUUUUUGCAUAUAUGAGCUAAGAAGCACUGAGCAUUCACGGAUGCUAUACAACACAGACAUGGCGGUAGGUAUAUUAAAUAGCAUCUGAUUUGAAACUGAUGUAGUCAUUGAUUUUUCAAAUUGGAGUAGCUCUCCCUUCCAGUAUGCGUCUCAGGUGUUUGAUAAAUUAACUGAUGUGAAUUCCAUUGAAAGUACUUGUUUAUUAAGGAGCGUUUAAUGUAGGCUGUUGCUUAGUUUUAUAAAAACAAGAAACCCCAACAGAUGUGAGCUUCCUGAUGCGAUAGUUGUUGACAUUGACUGCACUAUAAGCUUUGAGUUUAAGAAAUGCCAUGGAAUAGCCACCGAGAUAUUUGUGAUGAAUGGCCAACAUUGGGAUGUUUGAGAGAUUCCUUUUGCUUGUGAAUAUGGGAAAAACUCGACGGAACGAGAGCAGUUGUGCUUUGUUGAGCGUGAUCAUGCCUUAUCAAGAGCUUCUCUUGCCAAUGAUUCUUGCCAAGAUCAGUUUAUAUGUUGUGUUCAUCUGCUGCUGUGGAAAACAUUUGAAGAGUUAUUGGGAGCUUCUAUCAUCAAUCUCAUGGAUUCAGGUUUCUACAGAGUUGGAAGAAGCAUCAAAUGUUGAAUAUGCAAUUAGGAAAAAGAAAAAAACAACUCCUACGUUUUGGCUAACAUUUAUACAAAACUUGUUACAAAACAAUAAAGAUGGUAGUUCAUAUGUAUGCUAA
Cucumis melo (muskmelon) is the source of this 1014-nucleotide messenger RNA. RefSeq lists its product as uncharacterized. The coding region runs from base 652 to 1014 and encodes 120 amino acids. Lineage: Eukaryota; Viridiplantae; Streptophyta; Magnoliopsida; Cucurbitales; Cucurbitaceae. The transcript is spliced from 3 exons. The record is from RefSeq and is a predicted model, not a curated record.